Molecule: messenger RNA, 3631 nt
Organism: Electrophorus electricus (electric eel)
Lineage: Eukaryota; Metazoa; Chordata; Actinopteri; Gymnotiformes; Gymnotidae
Gene: slc6a11b
Product: solute carrier family 6 member 11b
Biological process (GO): sodium ion transmembrane transport; amino acid transport; nitrogen compound transport
Cellular component (GO): plasma membrane; cell projection
Molecular function (GO): gamma-aminobutyric acid:sodium:chloride symporter activity
Source: RefSeq, a predicted model, not a curated record
AGCAGUAGCAAGUUAUCCAUCGUCUGGUAACUAGCAGAAUCACACCGAAGACUGCUUCAUAUAACGAAUCUGAUCACCAUUCUUUCAUUCAGAACGGAUCUAGACUUUUCUUCUUUUUUCUCAUUUUUACAAACGGGAUACAAUUUAACCUACCCUUGUCGCGUAAGAUCAAUAGCAGGUGAUCAUCUCGUGAGCCAAGGAGGCAUUACUGCACAACCUAUACUGGCUGUUAGGACGUCAUGACAGCCGAAAAGACUAUUCCGAUUAUAAAUGGAAAACCAGACGAUACAAUGGACGCUGAAGCUUCGAAUACCAACCUUGUACGCAGCAACGACAAAAAAGUGGUGAACGAAAGGGGACAGUGGAACAAUAAGAUUGAGUUUGUGCUGUCAGUCGCUGGAGAGAUUAUCGGUCUUGGCAACGUUUGGAGGUUUCCAUAUCUUUGUUACAAGAAUGGAGGAGGUGCAUUUUUUGUGCCCUAUGUCAUCUUCUUCGUCUGCUGUGGGAUUCCUGUGUUCUUCUUGGAGACAGCACUCGGCCAGUUCACCAGUGAGGGUGGAAUCACAUGUUGGCGAAAAGUAUGUCCGCUCUUUGAAGGUAUUGGCUAUGCGACUCAAGUGAUUGAGGCUCACCUGAAUGUGUAUUAUGUGGUUAUUUUGGCGUGGGCUAUCUUCUACCUGUUCAACUGCUUCACAACAGAGCUACCGUGGGCCUCCUGUGGCCAUUACUGGAACACAGAAAACUGUGUGGAUUUCAACAAUGCUAGCAUUGCAAACCUCACCAAUCCCUAUGCCACCUCACCAGUCAUGGAAUUUUGGGAACGCCGUGUCCUUAGCAUAUCUGGUGGAAUUGAACAGGUGGGGAAGCUUCGCUGGGAACUUGCUCUGUGUCUUCUUGUGGCUUGGAUCAUUUGUUAUUUCUGCAUAUGGAAAGGCCCGAAGUCAACUGGCAAGGUGGUAUAUGUCACUGCAACCUUCCCAUAUUUCAUGCUGGUAAUCCUGCUUAUUCGAGGGAUCACACUGCCUGGUGCAGCAGAUGGGAUUAAGUUCUACCUUUACCCUGACAUCUCUCGGCUUUCGGACCCACAGGUGUGGGUGGAUGCUGGAACUCAGAUCUUUUUUUCCUAUGCCAUCUGUCUGGGUUGUCUGACUGCUCUUGGUAGUUACAACAGCUACAACAAUAACUGCUACAGGGAUUGCAUCAUGCUGUGCUGCUUGAACAGUGGCACAAGCUUCGUAGCAGGCUUUGCAAUCUUCUCUGUCUUGGGAUUCAUGGCCUAUGAACAGAAUGUGCCGAUCGAGGUUGUGGCAGAGUCGGGCCCUGGUCUUGCGUUCAUUGCAUACCCUAAAGCUGUGACCAUGAUGCCUUGGUCUCCAUUGUGGGCCUGCCUCUUCUUCAUGAUGCUCAUCUUUCUGGGGCUGGACAGUCAGUUUGUGUGUGUGGAGAGCCUUGUGACUGCAGUGGUGGACAUGUACCCAAAAACCUUCAGAGUGGGCUAUCGCCGAGAAAUUCUCAUCUUAGGAAUGUCUGUGGCUUCGUUUAUAAUGGGUCUAACCAUGUUGACAGAGGGUGGAAUGUAUGUGUUCCAGUUGUUUGACUACUAUGCUGCUAGUGGUAUGUGUUUGCUGUUUGUGGCCAUCUUUGAGUCCAUCUGCAUUGGCUGGAUCUAUGGCAGUGACAAGUUUUAUUUGAACAUUGAGGACAUGAUUGGUUACAAGCCCAUAUUUUUCAUCAAGUGGUGUUGGAAGCUCCUUACCCCCGGCAUCUGUACUGGGAUAUUCCUCUUCUUCUUGAUCAAGUACAAGCCUCUGAAAUAUAACAAUGUGUACACAUAUCCAGACUGGGGCUAUGGUAUUGGGUGGACGAUGGCCUUAUCCUCGAUGAUCUGUAUCCCUCUGGGUAUUGCAGUCCAGAUAUGGAAAGCAGAAGGAACCAUUUUGGAGAGAAUCAAGAAGCUGACCACCCCUAGCCCCGAUCUGAGGAUGAGGGGGCAGCUCGGUGCCAAGAGUCCCUAUGCUAUAAAUGAUGGUGAUGCCAAAUUGAAGUCUGAUGGCAAGAUCUCCACCAUUACAGAGAAGGAGACACAUUUCUAAACCAGUACCUACCAAGACACGUCCAUGACCACCAAGAAAGAAAAGAAAAAUGAACUUAAUGUUUGCCUUUAUUUUUGGAGAGAGAAAAUUAUCAUAUUCUUAGUCUUGCCCUUUUGCACAAAUGAUUAACACAUCCAUCACAUUAACAUCAUCACUUAAAAUAUGUUUUAUUUUGGAAUAUAUAUUGAAAUUUAGGCUGUUAAAGGUGAUCUUGUACUUUGUUGCUGUUUGUGAUACUAGCGAUUACUGUACUUAGACUGAAGCCAAGGUAAAAUGUACUGUAAAAUGUUUCUGCAUUUUGUUUCUUGGCAACAGCAUUAUUUUGUAGAGAAUGUUUCUAAUGUGUAGGAGAACCACUUUGGACCAUUCCAAAUUUUACAGGUAUGCUAGUGGAAGAUGCUUGAUUUAAUGAGGCCAAGAGUGGGUGAAUAUUAACCCUGGUUAUGGUAUGCUCCUCUGUCCUUUGGCUAGCACUGCCUCGCAGGGCGAGCGUGACUCAGCAAACCCAUUAUCCAUGGUGUUGUCUUAUAUGGCACGGGGUUUGCCGCCAUUUCACAGCGAUUAAACUGAGUUUAAUCGAAGGUGACAGACGAAACGCAGAUCAUCACUUUUGCUUUUUGGUCUUAUUUGGUUGUACAGAGAGCCAUUUUCACACUCACAUGCGUUGUCCUUUUGCUGUUAUUUUGUAGUGGUGACUUCACACAUUUGCAGUGUUAUAACAGCAGUCCACAGAUAAGCUUGUGGCCCAGGGAUGGUGGUAGAGUUUUGUUUUUUCCUUUAAGUGCCAAUAAAGGUCAGGGCCUUAAGACAGGGAACAGCCAUGUGUAGGAGGAAUGUAACUGGAAUAUGCAGUAGAUGGGAUUAAACCAUACUUUACUGAACUGGCUACCACUAGCAGCUUUGAUACAAAAAUAAUUUACUACUUUUUGUUUACCCUAUACCAUCUUUAUUGAGGAACUGGAGGGUAAAACUGCACUGUUUACCAUUAGACUGACAAAACAUAGUAAAUAGAAUUACAUGAUACGUACAUGAUUGUUAAUGCAUCUAGUUUAUUUUUCCUCAUUUUGCAGACUAAUACCAGAGUAAUCCCAGUGUUGUUUAAUUGAGGGAAGCAGGAUAUAAUUAUGUCAUGGCACCCAGUCUGGGACCCAGCAGUCUAAACACUGUACAAGGACUUUUAUCCAGUUGUUUUGGAUCCACUGUGAGCCCUGUGCCCAUGCGUGUGAUUUUUGGUAUGGUCUAUUUCAUCAUGAUAUUGUCACCUCAGUUUGUGCAAGUAAAAGUAAAGUUUUUACAUUUUAAUAGCCAGUUAACUUUUGAGAUUGAUGUAUAUUUUUACAUCUGGUUAGUUUUUGAGAUGAACAAAAAAAAACCCAUGUUUCUCAGAAGACUUUUGAUAUGUCAUUCAACAUUGUGAUCUUAUAAAGUUUUAGAGCUAUAAUGCAAAUGUUAUACGUGUUGUUUACACAGAUUUUGGUAUCCACAGGACAUAAGAAUGAUCUGCUUACUCAUUUUUAAAAAUAAAAUUUAAAAAGAAA